AUGAUUUUAAACGUGGGCCAAACCAUUGGCCCAGCCCACCUUGAGAUCCAUAAAUCAAACCCGAGGCCCAGCCCACCUUGACCCGCCAAAUCCAACGACGUCGUAUUAGAGAAUCAGAUUUUUAGCUUUCCGCUAGCUUGGGAAAAAAGCUUUCGUUUUUCCUCUUCUAAUAAAUCCAUCGCAGUAGCCCACUAUAGUCUGAUUCUGAUAUACACAAAGGUAGAAGGAAGACCCAGAAAGCCCUAAGCAGAGAAGAAGAGACAGAAGCUCAGAAAUCGAAGCAUUUCAAACAUGAGUCGUGGAAGUGGAGGCGGAUAUGAUCGUCACAUCACGAUUUUCUCGCCGGAAGGCCGUCUAUUUCAAGUCGAGUAUGCAUUUAAGGCUGUUAAGGCUGCUGGGAUCACCUCAAUUGGUGUCCGGGGAAAGGAUUCCGUAUGUGUUGUGACUCAGAAGAAAGUCCCGGACAAGCUUUUGGAUCAGACAAGUGUCACACAUCUUUUCCCCAUCACAAAGUUCCUAGGGUUGCUGGCUACUGGCAUGACAGCUGAUGCAAGGACCCUAGUUCAGCAAGCAAGGAAUGAAGCAGCUGAGUUUCGAUUCAAAUAUGGAUACGAGAUGCCGGUAGACGUACUGGCUAGAUGGAUUGCAGACAAAUCACAAAUCUAUACUCAACAUGCUUAUAUGAGACCCCUUGGAGUAGUUGCUAUGGUUUUGGGUAUUGAUGAAGAGUUCGGACCUCAACUCUAUAAGUGUGACCCAGCUGGCCAUUACUUUGGUCACAAGGCCACAAGUGCUGGAUUGAAAGAACAAGAGGCAAUCAAUUUCUUGGAGAAGAAAAUGAAGAAUGAUCCAUUAUUUACCUAUGACGAGACUGUGCAGACUGCAAUUUCUGCCCUGCAAUCAGUUCUGCAAGAGGAUUUCAAGGCCAAUGAAAUUGAGGUUGGAGUGGUGGUAAAGGAGAAUCCUGUCUUUAGAGUGUUGUCGACCGACGAGAUUGAUGAGCACUUGACUGCUAUAAGCGAGCGAGACUGAGUCCUUGGGAAACCUGAUACUGUCUGGGGCAAUGUUUGGAUUUGAUAAAAUGCUGGACAUUUUUCUUUCCCUUUUGGAGUGUCAUAUGUUAACUUAAAUCCUUUAGCAAGUGCCUUCUGUAACUUUUGUUAGUUGAAGUUGCUGUUGUUGAAUUAUUGAAUGAUUGUCAACUUCAUAUGUUUUCAUGAUUUGUAUCCUUUUCCAGAAAGGUGUAGUUGAGUUGAUAAACUUGAAACCUCAAAAUUCCUUUUGGUCU
Prunus persica (peach) is the source of this 1288-nucleotide messenger RNA. RefSeq names its product proteasome subunit alpha type-6. Lineage: Eukaryota; Viridiplantae; Streptophyta; Magnoliopsida; Rosales; Rosaceae. The coding region runs from base 292 to 1032 and encodes 246 amino acids. The transcript has 9 exons. Gene Ontology annotation, cellular component: cytosol; proteasome core complex, alpha-subunit complex; nucleus. Gene Ontology annotation, biological process: ubiquitin-dependent protein catabolic process. The record is from RefSeq and is a predicted model, not a curated record.